Plasmodium yoelii is the source of this 912-nucleotide messenger RNA. Its product is annotated as PIR protein. The transcript has 3 exons. NCBI's taxonomy places the organism in Eukaryota, Apicomplexa, Aconoidasida, Haemosporida, Plasmodiidae. Bases 1 to 912 code for a protein of 303 amino acids. The record is from RefSeq and is a predicted model, not a curated record.
AUGUAUCAUAGCCUGUGUGAACCAUUCAAUGUAUUGAGAAACUAUUUACCCGAUGAAUUAGAUAAACCUACAGGACGUGAUUUUCAUGGUUUAGGUAAUAUUAAGAAUUAUUGCCCUAAUGUAGGUUCAGAAAAUAAAUGUGGGACUGAUCUCGAUAAAACUAAGGCUGGAUUUUUAUGGUUAUUUGAACAAAUUAUUGUUAAUAAUAUUGAUAGUUUAAGUAAAGAAGAGACUAAAGGGUUUAUUAUAUACAUUAUGAUAUGGUUCAAUUAUAUGUUAAACCUAAAGAAUGUUAAUAACAUCAACAACAUAAAUGAUUUUUAUACUAAAUAUACAGUGAAUAAUACGAAUUUUACUAAUUGUAAUGAAGGUGGUAAAGAUUGUAAUAGUACAUUAAAAGAUAAAACGGGAUAUAAUAAUUUUAAGGAGUUCAUAGAAGCAAACAAAUGUUUGUUGAAUAUUAAAUUUGAAGAUCCUUCUAAAUUGUAUGACUCAUUUAAAUUAUUAUGUAAUAUGUUUUAUGAAGUUAAUGCAAACAAUCCAGAUUCCGAGAAAUAUUUAAAAAUAGCUAACCAAUUUGUUGAAAACUAUAAAAAACUUAAUGGAUAUUCUAAUAUUAUUGAAGAUAGUCCCUAUUAUCAAGUAUUGUCUAUAUUAUCAAAUGAUUAUAAUAAUAUUAUAAACGAAUGUAUUAGCAAUAUGUUUAAUUGUACAAAUUUCCCAUCCCUUCCAACAUAUUCACGAAGAUCAGUAAUAAAAAAUACACUAAUUUCAAUUGCAUUUAUAUUUGCUUCAGUAUCAAUUUUCUUGGGUAUUGCUUAUAAGUAUUCGUUAUUUGGAUUUCGGAAACGAUUUCAAAAACAAAAAUUAAGAGAAAAAUUAAAAAAUAUAAAGAAGAAAAUGAAUCAUUAA